Molecule: messenger RNA, 2383 nt
Organism: Zea mays
Lineage: Eukaryota; Viridiplantae; Streptophyta; Magnoliopsida; Poales; Poaceae
Exons: 10
Coding region: 340-1191 (283 amino acids)
Source: RefSeq, a predicted model, not a curated record
CCAAGCCGUUUUUGAAGAAACCAGAACCCUGCCAAAGGGACCCCUAAUCUGAUGUGCACCUGAGUUCGAAGCCGGACCCCUAAUCUGAUGUGCACCUGAGUUCGAAGCCGAAUUCACGACUGCAAUUGCAAAACCCUAGCUACCGCUUCGCCGAAUUCCCUGUCCUCCGCCCGCUUCGCCGAAUUCCCUGUCCUCCGCCCGCUUCGCCGAAUUUCCUCUCCUCCCCGCCCGCCGCCCGUCACCGCGGCUUCGUCUGCGCUUGUCCCUCCCGUUCCAAGGAGCACGUGCUUCUCGCCGCGCCGUUCGCCCGCCGCCGCCGCCACCGGUUCAUCGCCAGCUAUGUCUUCUCAGGUCGACAGCCGCAGCCAGUCCGCCGGGAAGCGCGCGCGCACCGACGGCAGCCGGCGUGAGGACGACUGGGUUUGCCCCAGCUGCAAGAACGUUAACUUCGCCUUUCGCACCACUUGCAACAUGCGCAACUGCAACCAGUCCAGGCCAGCAGAUCACACGAAGGCCAUGCAGACCCCGCCUCGCUAUCCCACAUCAGGAGGUUACAUGAGCCCAGGGACGCCACCGUCGAUGUACCUUGGUGGUGGUGCUCCCCCAUAUGGCUCUUCAAUGUUUAACGGGCCUGCAAUGACGCGCUAUGGUAUCACACAGUUCCCUGGGGGUUCUGCGUAUCCAUAUGGAUAUGGUGGCCGCAUAUCAAUGGGGAGCCCCUACGGGCCAAUGCAAAUGGCUGGGCCAACCGCAUACUCUGGUGGAUCUAUGAUGGGAGCAGGUGGAAUGUAUGGAAUGCCCAUGGACAGGUAUGGGCUAAUACCUGCUGGUUCUGGUCCAAUGGGCACGAGAGCUGGCUCAUAUUCUGAUGAAGAUUCUCAGAAGAAGUCUGCAGGAGCUGGCCGUGAUAAUGAUUGGGAGUGUCCAAAUUGCCACAACAUCAACUUUGGCUUCCGCACAGUCUGUAAUAUGAGAAAGUGCAACACACCUAGACCUGAAAACCAGGGAUCUAAGCCUGAUGGUUUAAGAGGGUCAAAACCAAAGACACCAGAGGGCAGUUGGAAGUGUGAGCAGUGCAAUAACAUAAACUAUCCUUUCCGAACGAAAUGCAAUCGUCCCCAAUGUGGAGCAGAAAAGCCAUCACAGACGAACAAUGCAAAUGAAUCAGCGGAAGAUCAGGACAAUCAGUGAGUCCUAGAACAGUAAUGAGGGUCAAGAAGGUCCAGCGUCGUCGUCAAGGUUCAGUCUGAAUGUGGGGUACAUCUGUGUCAGUAGUCGCCGUUACAAGUUUCUUCCCCUUGAGAACUUAGUUGAGUCGGGGCCUUGGAGUUGGCAAUGGAGUCUUGCCUUCCUUAAUCACUGCGGAUAAUGGUCAAGAACAUCAAUUUGUUAUGUGGUUUGUCAAGAACAUCCAUCUUGCCUUUCCUGGCUGAACUUGGUUACUUGUCUUUGUUACUGGUACUCUGGAUAAAUUACCAUAUGUUAUAUGAAUGUCUUUUAUAUGUGUCAUAGAAUAUCACUCAUCUGUUAUGAAGUAUCACAACUGUCACCAUUUUGUUUUGGUUUUGUUCUGGUCAUUGUUUUCAAUUUAUGGUUGGUUUGGUAUUUUUACAGGUUCUUUCUGAAUGGUUGUGAUGGCAACCUUUCUUUCCUUCCAAAGUAGUUUUCUUAGAGAUGUUUGCAACUUUCCCUGGUAGCAAUAGUUAGGUCUUAAGUUGACAGCUGACAUCUUGGUUGCAUAACUGCAUAUGUUACUGUUAUCAUCUUCCAUGUUGUCUGGAGCUUUAGCUGUUCAAGUAUCACCAUUCAGUGUUUUGGUUAGAAGAGAUGCUCCUUGGUGAAGUGACGUGCAUCUCAUUUUGCAGUGGUAGUAGACUAAUCACCCUGCAUGCUUGUCUCUAAUGCAACUACUUCACUGACUUGGUGCCAUUGGACUUAGUUUUCGUCAUGUAAAAUUACAAAGCUUUUUAUCGAAGCUACGACUUCUGCGUGAGUUUCAAGACAGCAGUGAGCAGGCAGAUGGAUCUUCCUUGUCCUGCUGCUGGAGCACUGACACAGUGACACUGCGGAUUGGCAGCAGUCCAGUGAGUUUCAGGACAGUCUUACAAACUGAUGUGGCUACCAUUUCGCAUCGGAAAACAAGGUGAGGAAUUUGCUUAUAGUGUCUCGAGCGUCUUGAGUCUUGCCAGAUCUGAUUUGGAAAUUCGAUAUGGUGUUGAGCAUUGUGAUAGUCAGAGUCAGGAUCUUUUAAUGUAGCCAUUUCAGUAUUUGCUCGGAGUGAUGCUUGUCUUAUUUUUAUUCUUCCUUUAUUCUUUUUUUCAUUAUGUUCUGUGUCUAGCACUGUUAUUUCUCAUCCUACCUUAAUGUAAAUUUCGUCUUCUCA